Molecule: messenger RNA, 5996 nt
Organism: Osmia lignaria (orchard mason bee)
Lineage: Eukaryota; Metazoa; Arthropoda; Insecta; Hymenoptera; Megachilidae
Source: RefSeq, a predicted model, not a curated record
AUACAAUUAUUCAUAAAAAUGAUUCAUGAAAAUGAAACUGAUGAACCAACUUCGUGUAAGAUUUACAAUUAGUGGUUUUCUUCAGAGACCACCACAUAUGGAUUGAAAAUAAACCGAAACUUGAAUUGUUGAAUAAUGUGAAAGAUUAAUAAAUAUCUUACAAACAGAUGUGUAAACGUGUCAUGACAGAAGAAUUGACCCAUGCACGAUUUGAAGCUGACCAAGCAUUCCUGGAUCCGUCUUACACGAUAAACAAUGGGGUGUACGAUCUGGAAAGAUUUCGCUUACUCGCUGAUAGGAUCAAGCCACUUUUGGGUCCGUGCCUGGAGAAGAGAAUUAAUUCUGGACUGGAGGAAUUUGUUUGUAAAUCGAGUUCCAGGUACUCUAAACGAUUCCCACGCCUGAAGAGAUGCUUGGACGCAGUUGCCGCUUGGUUGAACUACUUAGACGCGUUUCGCACCAAGGACAUCGAGGAGGAAGCGAUUAAGCACGCGAUCGAAUAUCUGCUGAAAGACGGCCGAGUGACACAUUUAGAGGAUCCGGUCGUUCUGAAUGCUGGAAUAAAUAGGGUGGACCUCGAUUCCUUGACCGAGCAGAAUGCCAUGAAGAAUAGGAACGUGUGGAGCUUUAUCAAGGAAAAAGAUUAUUGGUUGUGCCAUGAUCAAGAACAAACUACAAGUACUUGCAAACCGCCACCAACAAUCAAUUCUCAAAUUCAAGAGUGUAAAAGAGAAAAUAGUAGCAGUGAUUUGGACGUAGAAAUCGGUUCAAGUAAACAAGAAGUUCCAACUAAAGUCACUUGUAAAAAAAUUUUCAAUAAGGACACUUGUCGCGAACAGAAAAUUGAAACAAAGUAUCAAUGUGACCAAGAAAUCAUUUCCUGUUCGAAACAGAACAUUGUAAACCAAUCAAAAAAAGCUUCAGUCACAAUCAACGAACCCAAAUUACUCCAAACAAGAGAAAACUUAUCAAAACCAAGUACAAGAAUACCAUACGACCUACAAAUUAGUUGCUGUUCAAAGCAGAAUAAUCUGAAUCCGUUAGAAGAAGCUUCAACUAUCAUUAACGAACCCAAACCUCUUCAAACAAGAGAAAACUUACCAAAACCAAGUACAAGAAUACCAUACGACCUACCAAUUAGUUGCUGUUCAAAGCAGAAUAAUCUGAAUCCGUUAGAAGAAGCUUCAACUAUCAUUAACGAACCCAAACCUCUUCAAACAAGAAGAAAUUUACCAAAAUCAAGUACAAGAAUACCAUACGACCUACCAAUUAGUUGUUGUUCAAAGCAGAAUAAUCUGAAUCCGUUAGAAGAAGCUUCAACUAUCAUUAACGAACCCAAACCUCUUCAAACAAGAAGAAAUUUACCAAAAUCAAGUACAAGAAUACCAUACGACCUACCAAUUAGUUGCUGUUCAAAGCAGAAUAAUCUGAAUCCGUUAGAAGAAGCUUCAACUAUCAUUAACGAACCCAAACCUCUUCAAACACGAAGAAAUUUACCAAAAUCAAGUACGAAGAUAUCAGAAAUCACUUUUUGUUUUAAGCAAAACUCUGUGAACCCAUCAAAUGAAGCUUCAAUCACCACCUACGAUCCCAAACUUCUUCAAACAAGAAGAAACAUUCUAAACCCAAGUACAAAGUUACUAUCCAACUGUAAUGAAAAUUGUGAUCAAAAUUUGUGUCCAAAAAGUUCCAAAUUAAAGCUGGUAAUUCAUAAAACAACAAACACAAACCGUUGCACACUUUGGAAGUCUGCAAAGGUAUCCAGUCUUUCUGUACCUUGCAAAUCUAGUCACUUAAUUGUUCGUCUCUUCGAGGCAGAUCCAUCUUUAUCAGACUCCUGUUUGAUCCUCAUGAAACGAAAAUUUGAGCACGAUAUUCGCAAUGCUUGCUCCUGUCUUAACGAUAUUUUCAAGAAGUUAGAUAAUUCGACGAUGAAGAGACUGUGUCUGAACUGCCAGAUACAUCCGGGUCGAAUUGAUUUGAACCUCCAACGUGACGAUGGGUCAUCGAAAGUCCGGUUGUUCUUGGCACGAGUGCCAAUCUGUUUGAGCGUCCACAAGCGUGAAUCUUCUUGCAGAAAAAACAUAAAAUCUGAAGAAUCUCAAGGUACGAAUAAGAAUCUUGAUUACUGCUGUAAGGAGGAAUUUCAGGAACGACAGAUUGCUUUCUACUCUCAGUGCUCCAAUCAUGAUUUGAUGGAAAAGAAAAGGUCUCCGAAAGACAUUAUGGGAAAAGAGGUGAAUUUUGUGUGGUUGAAGAAAGAGACAAAGGAAGUUGACUUCGUAUUGUCUUCCUCUUUCACGAGAUCGAAGAUCAACGAGGACCUUGAAGAAAAUUUUAUUUCUUGCACGAAGGGAGAUUGCAUCAAAGUUUAUGACGAAGAAAAUGCAGGAAAAAAUAACAGCUAUGCAAAUUCAUCGAUUACGGAGGAUGAUAAUCAAAGAAUGGAUGACAUUUGCACUUAUUCUUCUUCGCGUAGUUCGAUAGGACAAGACAAUUCGACGAUAGGGGGUUGCGAUCCUGAGCAGUGUUCCUGUCACGUUCUGUGUACAAACAAAGAUAAAUUAGAGUUGGAAAAUUCUAUAAAGGAAGAAAAGUGUGUUACUCGAUCAGAAAAUAUCAUCGAAAAGGAAGAUAACAGGCUGGAGAAUUGUCCAGAAGCUGAAGAAGACAUUUCUAAAACAAAAGGUAACGACCUUCGAGUACAGGAUUUUUCAAAAUUGGAAAGAAAUAUUGUCACUGUAAGAAGUAGUACUCUUCAAGUACAGAAACUGUUGAUUACAACAGAAAUUUCAGAAACGAAGAAAAAUUCUGAAAUGAAGGAAACACGUAGCAUUGAUUACAUUUCUUCGACCGUUUCCAAAAAUAAUUCGAAAAUAAGUUGCGACAGCAAGUGUUCUCGUUGUGGCAAAGACUUAUCCGAGGAAGGGAGCAAAAAUAUCACAAAGUCUUUCGACACUGAAACUUGCAGGACCUUGAACUCUAUUUCAAAAAGAAAUAUGAACUUGAAGGAAUCUAUGGAAACUCCUUCGAUUUGUUCUACGAAAACAACCUGUAGAACCUUUAUAAUGAAAAAUGAAAAUUUAUCUAAUUUAUGUCCAGGGAAUUGCAAUAAAAAUUUAAUCAAUAAUGAUCGUGACCCUGAAGUCCUUGAAUCUUGUAAAUGUUCAAGCAAUUCAAGUACCAGAACAAAUAUGGAUACUCAGAAUUUCUUACAAAAGAAUUUUAACUUAAAAAGCACUAAAUUUAGAUCGAAUUUUUCCAAGAAACCAUGUUGCUCUUCGUCGACGAGCAAAACUCGAUGCCAAACUCAGGAAGACAGCAGUUACCUUCCCUCUCGACGCAAAAAUAGUUUCUGGAAAAGAUCGAUCGUCCCAGGAAGCUUCUGCAGCUCGUUUCCUGCCUUGGAUCGAAUAAAGUACCUAAUUCGCAAAAAACUCCGAAGAUUGUUGCUGGAAGAACGCGACAAAGGGACCGGAACUUCAAAGACAUACCUGAAGAACGACAGAUACUUAGUCAGUAUCUCGAGUGGAAAAUUGAACGAAGAACGUAUUUGUUCUUCCAUUCGUUGUCCAUUUACGACUAGAAAUCAAGUCGGGAAUCAAAGUUCUCAGACGACAUUCUCAGAAGGAAGUUCCUUGACGAAGAAGAAGAAGAAGAAGAAGAAAGAUACUUUUGAAGAUGGUGUUAGAGAUCGAUGCAGAAGGAUGAUCCAGGACAACGAGGUCUUCAGGAAGAUCAGACUCAGAGAGAUUUCAAGGUUUCUAGGUCAGAAGAGUGGCUCGAUGAUGGAUAAUCACAAAAUGAUUGAUGAGAAGGAGCAUUGUCCUUUUUAUCGUGAUGGAAAACGAAGAGGACGUUCCAGUAUGGAGUCUUUUGGUUCCACCAGGGUGAUUUUCUUCGACGACCUUGAUGAAACGAAACGCAAAAAUGGAAGGAAAUUUUCGAAAGGAAUUUUGAAAGAGGGAAUUGCUUCUCCAAAUAUUAUUUCUAGAAAGAAUUGUCACAGAAGAGGAAGAGAAGGAGGAGAUGCCCUAGGCGAUGAAAGACCAAGGCCUUUCGAGAAACGUUUGUUCAAAUACUAUAAAAUAGAAGACUACGACGAUGACAAUGAUUUUAUGAAUCUCCUUGGUAACUACGAGAGAAGGAUCAGUGAUUUGGAUGCUGAUUUUAGGUUGAAAUUGUUGCAGUAUGUGGCACUUUGCAGGAGUGUGAAGGAUCUGUUGAUGAAGAGGCUGCCACGACCCGAUGACGUUUACGAGGGUAGCUCGAGUUCUAUGUAGCAAAGGAUAUUGAUCUGCAAUGAAUGACAGGCCGAUGACUCGAUUGUACUAGAUGGGACAACGUGUUAAAUGGUUAACUGCACGAUAACUUGGUUCCACGAAGGAAUUUGUUUCCUGUGAUUCUGUUUAGUUCGUUUCAUGUAGUUUAAGAAUGUUAUGGGUAUUAUUUUAUUAGAUUGGCAAUUAAAUUCGUUACCAUCACAUUUUUUCCUCCAUAGGGGGGAACUGAUUAAACUUUCCCUGAUAAAUUACUAAAAUUUCACAAUAAUUUAGCAAAACUUUACUUUUUAAUGUUUAUAAUUUGUUUAUAAAAAUUUAACUUAUUUUUGGAUCAAAGUAAGUACCAUUUGAAUUAAUAAUUUUUUACCAUAUUUAUGGUAAGUUUUUUGAAUUUUGUACGUUAAAAUAGAUAAAUCACAAAUUUAAUUACCAACUUAUUAUCAUUGGCGUAACUAAGUAAGGUUCAAGGUGCCCCCCUCCCCCUCUCCAAAAUAUUGACCGGGGAGAUUACCAUUUUAGAAUUUUAGCAUUCUAAAAUUUAAAAGUUUCAAAAUUCCAGAAUUAAACAAUUGAAAAAUUCCAAUUAAAAAAUUUUUGAGGAAAAUUUCUCAUAUUUCUCACCUUAGAAUUAAAUCCUAGUUAUGCCAAUGAUGAUUAUUUACAAAAAAGAAAUGAAAGGUAAACAUUAUUAAUCUUUGAACAGUAGAGUUUGGGUCAAUCCUGGCCCAAACUUACAAAUUAUAUACAAGGAUAUUAACCUAAAGUUAAAUGAAUAUUUUUUAAACGAAAGUGUUUUAUAUGUUGGAGGGAUAAUUUUAAAAUCUCAGUGUAAAAUUUAGAAAAUAGUGGAAAAUAAUAUGAAUUAUAAAAUUAAAUUAAAAUUGUGGGUGUCUUCAUGGUCCGCUGUCCAACACCCAUUUGGAAAUUCUUCCAUUACAAAUUACUUCUGUUUUUACAAGGUAAUCAAAAAUAAAUUAGAAUAGUGUAGCGUUAGACUAUGCACGUCGUUGAUAUAUUAUGUUAUGUUUUCAAUUAUAUGACAGAACUUGAUUUUCAUCCCUUUUAAAACACAUCUAACGCAGAGAACGAACGUUUUAAUAUAUGUAUUUUAGUAUUUGUUGAAAAGAUGACUUUUUUCUUAAAAUGAAUUAUAAAUAGUUAUCAGCGUAUGUGAUAUCAAAGUUGUGAAAAUUGUUAGCAUAUUAAUUUUUAAAUUUUGCAAAAAUUGAGAUCUCAAAUUUUUAUUAUAGAGGAUGGUUAGGGUUGUUUAUUGUAAUUUGAUUCCAAAAUUGUUGUAAGUUUAUGGAAUUUUUGUUUAGUUUCAACAGUAUUUUUUAUAAGAUAAUAAUGACCCAUCAGUAGUAAAAACAAUGUGACGAAUAACGAAAUUCUUAUUUGAUAAUUCGUUCCAACGAAACAAAACUGGCUUUUCACUCUAAUUCUGCGGGGCAUAUAGGCCUCCAUAAAAACGAAAGGGUAAAGUUUGUAAGUACAUUGAUCAUCCCUUAACUGAUAUUCCUCUCAAAUGUAAAUUACGUUAUUCAAUGUAUUAAACAGUUGAUAUAAGGAAUUAAAAUUAAAGCGAGAAACAAGUAAAUAUUUUAUUACUUAUUCAUUUUUAUCACUUAGGCCUUUUUGUAGAAUACGGGUCCUAAUUUUAAUUAAUUACGCCCAAAAACCAACCGGCCCAUCGAGAAUUUUCCUGAACUCUAA